Molecule: messenger RNA, 1591 nt
Organism: Ziziphus jujuba (common jujube)
Lineage: Eukaryota; Viridiplantae; Streptophyta; Magnoliopsida; Rosales; Rhamnaceae
Product: probable prolyl 4-hydroxylase 10
Exons: 8
Coding region: 258-1121 (287 amino acids)
Biological process (GO): peptidyl-proline hydroxylation to 4-hydroxy-L-proline
Cellular component (GO): endoplasmic reticulum
Molecular function (GO): L-ascorbic acid binding; iron ion binding; procollagen-proline 4-dioxygenase activity
Source: RefSeq, a predicted model, not a curated record
CAGGCAUUUCGGAUCCAAUGAUGUAGCAGAGCGACAGAGAGAGACUCUCACACGACACAGAGUUUCAAACAAAAACCGCGUAGUCUGACUCACUCGUUCUUUGGCGGAGGACGAGUCUCUACACUUUCAGAUCUCGCUCUGCUUCCUCGUUGUAGACCUACCGGAGUUUUGCAAUUUAUUUUUUUUUGUGGUUUUUCUGGAUCGAUCCCUAGGGUUUGGGAAUUCUAUCUCUCCGAAGCUCUUGCUAGCUUUCAGCAAUGGCCAAGCCCAGAUAUUCACGUCUCCCAGCUCGGAAAUCCUCAUCUUCUUCUCUCCUUCUCACCUUGUUCGUAAUGUUCACCUUCGUCAUUCUCAUUCUCGUCGCACUCGGAAUCCUCUCCGUUCCUAGCAGUUCCGGUAACUCCCACAAGGCCAACGAUCUCAGCUCAAUUGUACGGAAUAGUGUUGAUAGCGAGGAAGAUGAUGAUAGAAAGGAAAACUGGGUGGAAGUGAUCUCAUGGGAGCCAAGAGCUGUCGUUUAUCACAAUUUCUUGACAAAGGAGGAAUGUGAGUAUCUAAUCGAUCUUGCUAAGCCUCACAUGCACAAGUCAACAGUUGUUGAUAGUGAAACAGGAAAGAGUAAAGAUAGCAGGGUACGUACUAGCUCUGGAACGUUUUUGGCAAGAGGACGAGAUAAAAUUAUAAGGAACAUUGAGAAAAAAAUUGCUGAUUUCACCUUUCUACCUGUUGAAAAUGGGGAAGGACUUCAAGUUCUCCACUAUGAAGUUGGACAGAAAUACGAGCCCCACUAUGACUACUUUCUUGAUGACUACAACACCGUGAAUGGUGGUCAACGCAUGGCUACAAUUCUUAUGUACCUAUCAGAUGUUGAAGAAGGGGGUGAAACAGUAUUCCCUGCAGCCAAAGGGAAUUUUAGCUCGGUUCCUUGGUGGAACGAGCUAUCUGAAUGUGGAAAGAAGGGACUUUCUGUUAAACCUAAGAUGGGUGAUGCAUUGCUAUUCUGGAGCAUGAAGCCUGAUGCAAGCUUAGAUCCAUCAAGUUUGCAUGGUGGAUGCCCUGUGAUUAAAGGGAAUAAGUGGUCAUCUACUAAAUGGGUGCGCGUCAAUGAAUACAAAGUUUGAACUAUUGUCGUAAGGGUAAUACAAGUUGUUAUGUCACUGUUGUACCUUGUCAAAUUCGCAAGCGAUAGCACGAGGUCGAUCCGCUUCGGUUCUUAUGCGUCGUGCAGUAUACCCCUCGAGACCUCGGAAUCUGAUGUACUGCUACUGCUAUGCUAACUAACAUUUUUUGUUUUUUUGUUUUUUUUUUGUGGGGGGAUUUCAGUGCUAUUAUUGAUAGAAUAAAAAAUGAAUUCUCUUUUGGUUGUAAUUUCUACAAAGGGUGAAGAAGAAACCAAGAGUUUGUAUUUGGGUCUUUUGAUCGACAUGAGGGUGGAACUAUGUAUGGCCUGAGUGGCCCCAGCUUUUUUAAGUUCCUCUUUCGCUCUUAUAGGAUUAUAUAUAAUAAUUUAUUAUGUCAAUAAAAAAUAAACAUUUGGCCACUGUAAAGGGCAAAAAAGAAAUAUAUAUAUAUAUAAAAUAUAUUUAUAUAA